Molecule: messenger RNA, 1394 nt
Organism: Medicago truncatula (barrel medic)
Lineage: Eukaryota; Viridiplantae; Streptophyta; Magnoliopsida; Fabales; Fabaceae
Product: translocase of chloroplast 34
Exons: 8
Coding region: 147-1145 (332 amino acids)
Biological process (GO): intracellular protein transport
Cellular component (GO): chloroplast outer membrane
Molecular function (GO): GTP binding; protein-transporting ATPase activity
Source: RefSeq, a predicted model, not a curated record
GACUAUUUUCAAAUAUCAGGCUCGCUUUUUCACGUACCUUUUUGUUUCUCGUUCUUCCUACAGAUAAGUUGUCUUCUCUAUUUACAACGCCAUCACCAUCAUUGUUAUUGUUUUUUUCUCUCAAACACUUCCUCAGUGGAAACAUUAUGUCAUCUCAACAACAACAACAAGUUCGUGAGUGGUCCGGAAUCAAUACAUUUGCUCCUGCUACGCAAACCAAGUUGCUUGAACUUUUGGGAAAACUUAAGCAAGAGGAUGUGAACUCCUUGACCAUACUUGUGAUGGGGAAAGGUGGUGUCGGAAAGUCUUCAACUGUGAACUCUAUCAUUGGGGAAAGAGUGGUGGCGAUUAGUCCCUUUCAGUCGGAAGGGCAAAGACCUGUUAUGGUGUCACGAGCAAGGGCUGGUUUUACAUUGAACAUUAUCGAUACUCCUGGUCUUAUUGAAGGGGGGUACAUCAAUGAUACGGCGCUUGAUAUCAUAAAACGCUUCCUUCUGGACAAGACCAUAGAUGUUCUGCUUUAUGUGGACCGCUUAGAUGCGUAUCGAGUAGACAGCUUGGAUAAGGUAGUCGCCAAAGCUAUAACUGAUAGUUUUGGCAAAGGAAUAUGGAACAAGGCUAUAAUAGCACUCACACAUGCCCAGUUCUCUCCACCGGAUGCAUUGGCUUAUGAUGAAUUCUUCUCAAAAAGAUCCGAGGCUCUGUUACAAAUUAUAAAACCAGGUGCCUACUUAAAGAAGGAUGCCGCUCAGGCUUCUGCCAUUCCUGUUGUCUUGAUCGAGAACAGUGGGAGGUGCAACAAAAAUGAAACAGAUGAAAAGGUUCUUCCUAGUGGGAUUGCUUGGAUUCCUCACCUAGUCCAAACAAUCACAGAAAUUGCAUUGAACAAAAGUGAGUCUAUUUUUGUUGACAAGAAUUUGAUUGAAGGACCAAAUCCAAAUCAAAGAGGAAAACUAUGGAUUCCUGUCAUAUUUGCUUUACAGUUCUUGUUUAUCAUGAAUAUAGAAGCACUGAUCAAGAACGACGUUGCUAAUGAAAAAAAGCCCUCUUGGGAGACACGUGAUGUAGGUGUUCAGAAAGAGACGCGUGAAGGUGGUCAGAAAAAUACGCGUAAAGAGAAGCGUGGUGCAGGUGUUCGGAAAUAAGAUGGUCUGUCUUAGUUGUGCAUGUUUGCCUUUUCGUGAAAAUCCAUGAAGAUUUAGCCAUCAUUGCUGACACAUCUGUCCUUUUUGUCUAUGUUUUCUUAUUGAAUUUAUGAUAGGAACUGAUAUCAAAAUAUAAACUAAUAGUAAUAUUACAAUAUAAUCCCAAAAAAUUCGAGAGUCUUGGUUCUCUCCCCUCCAAGAAUUCGAGAGCUUGGUCUCUCCAUAGUCCAUACCAGUCCUUUAUCCCAA